Molecule: messenger RNA, 603 nt
Organism: Aspergillus piperis CBS 112811
Lineage: Eukaryota; Fungi; Ascomycota; Eurotiomycetes; Eurotiales; Aspergillaceae
Exons: 6
Coding region: 1-603 (200 amino acids)
Source: RefSeq, a predicted model, not a curated record
AUGGAUUACCUUACCAAUCUGUUGCCUGAGCUGCAAAUACGAGUUAUCGAGUACCUUGACUAUAUUUCCUUAGCGGUUCUGUCACAGACAAGUCAAUAUCUCCGGACUAAUCUACAAGUUCAAAGCCCUACUACGACACCGCAACAGAAGAUAUUAUAUCUGUUCGCCGCAGAGGAAUGGAAAAGUCAAGAAAAUUGCUUGCUCAACAUCUUAUAUGCCCUAGUCCCCGACAUAUCUACAACUCUUAUCUCCAAGAACAUUUUGCCUGGUUACCCCAAAUCAGCGGCUCAUGAGGCAGAAGUAGUGGGAAGAAGUGUUUUUGUGUCAUCCCAUGAUGUUCACGAGAUACUCCGAUCUAAUCAGGUUGCCGUCGGGAAAGCCAAAAGGAAGCCGGUCACCGUAUCUCUUGUUCCUGACAGAGAGCCGAAUAUACUCCGUCCUCGAUGGAACGAAAUCCAAAACACCGCUUCAUCGGCGGGGGAAAAUUCAUCAAUCGGGGAUCCGCCGAGCUCCACCGAUGGCGAAAAGCCAGAAUCCACCGAGUAUCGCCUCGCCCGAUCGAGCAGGCCUGCCGAAUCACAGAUCCACGAGGGUGGUGGUUGA